Messenger RNA from Oncorhynchus mykiss (rainbow trout), 5852 nucleotides. Its product is annotated as histone deacetylase 7. Gene Ontology annotation, biological process: negative regulation of transcription by RNA polymerase II. Lineage: Eukaryota; Metazoa; Chordata; Actinopteri; Salmoniformes; Salmonidae. Gene Ontology annotation, molecular function: histone deacetylase activity. The record is from RefSeq and is a predicted model, not a curated record.
AACCCGAUUGAAAAUCUUCGGAGAGACCUGAAAAUAGCUGCGCAGCGAAGCUCCCAAUUCAACCUGACAGAGCUUCUGUUUUUGUGUAUAAUCUCGAAAUCCUCUUCAUCAACACAAUACACCACAUCCUUGAUAUAGCCUAUUCGUUAUUAUCGUAAUGCAAUCUCUAGAUUGAGUGGGUGUAUGUGCGUGUGUGUACGUGUGAGAUAGAGUGCCAGUGUGUUUGCUUGAAUGUGCUGUUUCUGUAUCACGUACAUGUGUGUGUUUAGAGUGAGCUGAUUCAGUGUCAGUGUGUGGACAUGAGUCAGACAGGUAGAUCAGUAUGAUAAAAUGGGCGCGCGCACUCUCGGACAAACGAGCGAAGUAUCGUAAUGGGUUCAGCAGGUGGAGCUCUGAUUCAAUAAACUGGUUCAGUUUACUGUUCCUGAAAUGAGAUGAACGUGAGAUUGACAGAGCCGCUCAAAAACAGCUCCGCUUCAAGUUAGCUUCAACAAUGCGAUAGUUAGACAGAUGAAGUCAACAAGUCUCGCUUACUUUUUAGUCUCGUCUUCGAUUAAAGACGCGCAUCGCUGAGGCGUGUGUCAGUGUAUGUGUGAGAGAGAAGUUAACCAUAUUUUUUAGAGUUGUCAAGAUAUUUCAUUAGCCUGUAUCAACAACCUUUUUGUCAAGUGUGCUGUUGGACCAAUCAAGAGGAACACAUGAAUCGCAAAAUUGGUGCACAUGUUGCUCACUUGUUGCAUUUUAUUCGCUAAUUAAUAUCAAUGUGGAAGACUUCAUUCGUCAAGAUGGUAGAAAACGGAUCGCAAAUGUGUCAAAUAGCCUAGUGACUGAGAUGGACCUAUAGAAUCUGGAACUGAAAUAGAGACAGAUGGACCUGAAAUAAGUUUUUCGACAGUGACAGUGGAUGUGCAAGUUCCUUGCUAGGCUUCGUCACCACUCCGGACAGAGUGGCCCAUGGACCUGCGUACCCAGAGGUUGGUGCAUCCCGAGCCUGACUCGGUUAUGCUGGAACCCCACCACUCCCUCUUCCUGGGAGCAUUCUCAGCCCAGGACUCCCAGAAGCACCUGCCACAGCACAUCCACUACGAGUACGACAUGGAGCAGAGUCGCCAGGAGAAAGAGCAGGACAAGAGACAGGAACUGCAGCAGCUGAUGUAUAAGGAUAAGAGUGAGCAAAGUGCUGUGGCCAGUCCCCUGGUGAAACAGAAACUCAGAAGCCAAAUCCUGAAGAGGACGGAUCAGGCCGCCCUGGAGACGACCGCCUCCAACCCCACCAGAAACACGCCCAGGAGUUACAGGGAACUGGGCCCAGAUCCUGACAUGCCCCCAAAGCCUCACAUGGUGACCCCUGUUGUCCAUCAUCCACCAUGUGUCCAACGUAAGGACACGCCCCUCAGAAGAACAGCUUCUGAUCCCCUCCUGAAGGUGAGAAGUAAACUGAAGAAGCACAUCAACUCCAGGCAGAACCCUCUCCAACGCAAGACCAGCACCCCGCCCACAAUCAAGCCCAGAAUGCCGGAUAUUCUGGACUCCUCCCCCAGCAGCAGUACAUGUAGCACUCCAGUGUCUGGGUGCAGCUCGCCCAAUGACAGCCUUCUCUCGGACAGCCCACUUACUACCGGACUAACCCACGUGGCUCAGAGGUUGCUACUCCAGGAUGGUACGCUGGCCCACUUCAUGGUGCCCUGCUCCACCGCCCUGCCGAGCAUCAGCACCGGGCUUCCUGGCCAUGGUGAUUGGGAAACGGGUAGUUAUCAGAGGGUGGCCAGGGUACUGCCCCAGGUCUACCUGCCCAUGGAGAGACACAGUGCUGCCCACCAUCACCUCCAGCCCAUGUUCAUCCUGGAGCCCUCAGGACUGCUGCAUACACAGCUAGUCACUGUGCGAGGUCUGAACCCAGGCCUUAUCCAGUACCCCUCCUCCAGGCUGGAAGGACUGGCCAGCUUGGGCCCCCACAGGCCCCUGGGUCGGACCCGGUCUGAGCCCCCACUGCCCUCUCACCAGCAGCACCAGCUACUGCAGCAGAACCACAAACUGCUGCUGGAGAGACUCAAACAAAACACACACCUGGACCAGCCUCGUCUCACACAGAUCUCCUCGGAGGACAUGGACCCAGAGGAUAUCAGGUUAGGGGAGGAGGAUGAAUACCAGAGAAGUAGACAGAGUGGAACCAGCAGCUCUGAGUCAAUGUGGGACACAGAGUAUACAUCCUCACGAGACAGCCAUGGGGAACAUAUCAGGAAAUACACACCUCUGGUGAAUCAGUCAUUCCAUUGGGAGCAGUCCAGGCACCUUCAGGUCCUGACAGAAAGGCACAGACAGGUGACCUACCUGGACCCCCUGGGUGUGCCUGUGGUUCUUGGCCCUUCCCACCGCCCCCUUGGCCGCGCAAAGUCCUCCCCUGCCUCCACCUCUCUUCCCCCUCCUCCACAGCCCACAGACACCCCGCUGUCUCUGGCCAGCACUGGUCCAGAGACCCCCACCAAGCUACGAUUCACCACUGGUCUGGUGUAUGACUCUCAGAUGCUAAAGCACCAGUGCACCUGUGGCGACAACAGCCGACACCCAGAGCAUGCUGGGAGAAUCCAUAGCAUCUGGUCCAGAUUGCAAGAAAGUGGCCUCAGGAACCAGUGUGAGUGUAUCCGUAGCAGGAAGGCCUCUCUGGAGGAGCUUCAGUCUGUCCACUCCGAGAAGCACGUCCUGCUGUAUGGCACCAACCUACUCCAUCGUCUCAAACUGGACAACCGCAAGCUGGCUGGGAUCUUAUCUCAAAGGAUGCGUGUGAUGCUACGAUGUGGAGGAGUUGGGGUGGACAAUGAUACGAUCUGGAACGAGAUGCACACAUCAACGGCGUCUCGCUUGGCAGCAGGCAGCGUGACGGAGCUUGCACUCAGGGUGGCACAAGGAGAGCUGAAGAAUGGCUUUGCAGUGGUGAGGCCCCCUGGACAUCAUGCAGCCCACUCUACCCCCUUGGGUUUCUGCUUCUUCAACUCUGUGGCCAUCGCAGCCAAGCAGCUCCAGCACAAACUCGGCGUCAGCAAGAUCCUCAUCGUGGACUGGGAUGUUCACCAUGGGAACGGUACCCAGUCGGUCUUCUACAACGACCCCAGCGUGCUGUACAUCUCCCUGCAUCGCUAUGACAACGGCAAAUUCUUCCCCGGUAGCGGGGACCCAGCUGAGGUGGGAGUAGAAGCAGGUGAGGGCUUCAAUGUCAACGUGGCGUGGACGGGAGGCUUGGACCCCCCCAUGGGCGACGCAGAAUACCUAGCAGCAUUCAGGACUGUGGUGAUGCCGAUUGCCUAUGAGUUCUGUCCUGACGUGGUGCUGGUCUCAUCUGGUUUCGAUGCCGUCGAGGGACAUCUGGCGCCACUGGGGGGCUACAAAGUGUCAGCCAAGUGUUUUGGUUUUCUAACACGGCAGCUGAUGGGGCUGGCAGGUGGACGGGUUGUCAUGGCGCUGGAGGGGGGUCACGAGCUCACGGCCAUCUGCAAUGCCUCUGAGGCUUGCGUCAGGGCCCUGCUGGGCAUCCAGGAACCCCUGUCUGAAGCAGUCCUAGAGAGGAGACCCUGUCCCACCGCUGUCCUCUCUCUGCGGAGAGUCAUCCAGGCCCAGGGUGAGUACUGGCGGUCGUUGAGGGUGGUGGCCCACACAGUGGAUCAGUCAUACAUGCAGGCCCAAGGACACAGUCUGAGACGUGGCUCAGAGGACCACAAUGACACCGUCUCUGCCCUGGCCUCUCUCUCCAUGGCCAGCCUCACCACAAACAGGACACAACCAGAUGAACUUAUGGAGGGGGACACAGACUCCAUGUAGACAAGUGCACUUUCCGACAAACCUAACACACACACACACACACACACACACACACUGUGAUCCACUCGGCCCUGCUUCACUUGACCAGAAUCCACUGUCUCCAGUUGACACUGUACAGACCAUAUCCUGACCACUAUAGGCAAACUGAGUAGCUUCCGCCUCCCACACUCUUACACCUCAUCAGAACACAGUUCUACUGGCCUUACUACGACCACUCGCUUGAUUCGACCGCAUCUCAACCGCACACUGAUAACACAUCCCAUUAACAGGGUACAGGAGGACCAAGAGAGAGGAGAAUGAACACUGUCUUCAUGACAUGCCUCUGCAUGCCUCCCUCGUGUGUAACAUUGUGAACUGUGAGGACACAGAAGGAGAGGAGUAGCAGACUUGAGCAUAAACUGGAGAGGGGAAAGAUAUACCAUUAUAAACAUCACCGGGGGGGAGGGGUUGAGACUUGACUUGUAGCAUGAAGUGACUUGACAAAGACCAGCUACAUGACUGGCUGUAAGCAGAAUCUCCCUGGGGAAGUGAGCUUCUUGUUUAGCCUUCGGUCACAGGCUACCACUGCACAUCGCCAGGCCGACAGAACCGAAUCACACAGAGAAGUAGGAAGUAGUCCCACGUCCCCACAGAAGUUACUAUGAAGGAGAACCGACAUCGCACCCUCACCGGGGGGACACUUAUCUCUUAUUGAUAAUGUCAUUUGACAACAAAAUGAAGAAAAAGAAAGAAGACUUUGUUCUGACUUUUUUGCACUGUGUAUUUUGUAAUGUGAACCAAAGAGAGAAUGACAGAAUGGACCUGGGAUUGACAAUAAAACCUGUAAAUUAUCAUACUCAUGUUUUUAAGCUGAUUUAAAUAUUGUAAGUUUGAUUUAUUGCGUAUUGUAUAUCAAAUGUCAAUACAUAAUGGUCAUGUUUUUUAAGUAGCAAAUAGAGAAGGCCUAGAACCCUGUGAUUCAGAGAUUUUCUAGUUGUUUUUCUUCCAAUGCAAAUGUGGGGUGUAAGACUCCCUCUCAGACAGCACUUAAGGAAAAGAUGAAAAGGUAUUAUUUAUAUCUCAAGUUGAUGGCAUCCUCAUUCUUUGUCAUUCUAAUGAUAACAUUUAUUAGGAAAUGAAUCUAAUGACUCACUGUGACAAUUCAGGAAACCACUUGUUAGUGAGAGAGGAGUCAGAUUAAACGUUCCAAAGGUGUUUCAGGCAAGGACACACACCCCGCCAUACGGUCCUACUCUACGCUCGGCCACUCACAAAGUGUUUAUGCAUGUGUAUGUAAAUCACUGCAUCUACAUGUUGUCAGCAGGGUAUUUCAACGUAAUGAAGGUAAAAUACAACUAAUGUUGCUGGGUUCAAGGCAGAUUAAUAGCACAGUUGAACUGACUUCAUGGUCUUAAACUCUGACUGGCACUUAAAAGCUGUCUGUUGACUUCAUGGGACUCAAACAAAACACAAAUGCACUUACAAUGUCUUAAAUGUUGGGAUUGUGUUUUAGUAAAAUUACAAAGAAAAUGUACAUGUCUAUUCCACUCUGACAAUGCCUUUUUUUUAUUGUUGUUCUGUUGUGAUUUCACAAAGACCAGUUUUUUAACAUGUGGAUUUAUUGACAUGCCUGUUGUAUUUUGUAUCUUUGAUAGGCUGUAUUUUUUUUAAUGCCUAGUUUUCUACUAUGAAAGACAAGUGAACAAGGAUUUGUUCAUAUCAGAUUAUCUACCACUCGAUUUACAAAAAAAAGUCAGGUAUUUUUGUUCCUGGACCGUACUGCAGUUAGCAUAUAACGUUUGAAGUUAGCACUUAGUUGUUGGAGUCAGCUUGUUAAGCUAGCUGACUAUAGUAUGUAGAACAAUUGAGCACAGGUUGAGAGUCAAAAGCCUUCUGUGAACAGCAUCCCAUUCGUAAAGUGGUAUGGCCUCUGAACAUAACUUCAAAGACUUUUGUGAAUUCCUGAUUGUAUUUGUAUUUAAACAGAGGUUUUUGUUCUUAAUAUUAAAAAAAUAUGGAUUAAAAAACUGCUUACAGUUCUUGUUAGCACUUUCCAUUAA